Molecule: messenger RNA, 1197 nt
Organism: Panicum virgatum (switchgrass)
Lineage: Eukaryota; Viridiplantae; Streptophyta; Magnoliopsida; Poales; Poaceae
Exons: 3
Coding region: 91-945 (284 amino acids)
Cellular component (GO): nucleus
Source: RefSeq, a predicted model, not a curated record
CUGACGCCGACCUUCCUCCUCUCUCUCUUUCCCCACAGGCCACAGGUCCUUCUCGCCCGAUUCCCGACGCGGCCGCCGCCCGCCGCCGCGAUGUCGUCGCCGGCAGCGACCGCGCCGUCUUCCUCUGGCGCGACACGGCCGCAGGCUCCGCCUGCGCCUCAGGAGCAGCAGGGCGCGUCGAAGGAGCGGCGGAUGGAGUCGCUGGGAUGGCUGACGGAGUCGGCGGUGAUGCCGAAGAAGCACAGGGCCAUCGAGGGCGUGGGCGCGGCCUCCAUCCUAGACCUCAAGGCCCAGCUCUACCGCACCCAGGAGGAGGCCCGCAACCCCGCCGCCCCCGGCGCCGUCGCGGCCGCCGCUUCCGGCGGGGAGUUCCGCCGCGCCAAGAUACGCUCCGCGCCCUCGGAUCCCCUCGGGGCCAAAAACUCCGGCGUUGACGCCCGAGCCCACAAAGAUAAGUUGGAACUUAAAGCCGUGAAGGAUGGUUCUGCAAGCUAUGCAGCUCUAGAAAAGAAAGCAGAGUUGUAUGAAAAAUUAUCCAGAGGCGAGCUACCUGAUGAAGAAGACAAGGAGAAAUACUGUGUGGAUUUCUUCCAAAAAAGUUUCGAUCAUGUCUACGAGCCUCAGAUGCCCGAUAGCAGGCACGGAGCCUCUGAUGCUGUAGAGCCAGUAAACGAUCAUGAGGAUUCUAUGUCAAAUGCCAAACCAAUGGGCCUUGGUCGAGCAGGCACUACAAUCGACAGAGAUGAGCACAAGCGCUUUGUGAGGGAGGUUCAUGAGGAAGUAAGCGAGGCAAGGCAGAAGGCUUCGACAGUGAGAUCUCGGCGACAAGAGCAGGAUGCUGCUCGUAGAGAGAAACUCAGGCAAGCUUACCUCAAGAAACGGCUGGAGAAGUUGAUUGCUGAAAAGCAGGCGUCUUCAGCCAGUGAUGACCUACCAGCUAGCUAGUGUAUUUUAUCGCAUUUCUUACAAGUAGCAGCUGCAGUAGAUCAUGCAACCAUGCAACUAAAUUGACCACGCUCUGCAAGUGUUUCUUUUUGAUCCAGGAAAGUCAAACUCAGGAAAUGAUGUAUGUACAGUUGGUCCUGCAGAAUAUUGUUGUACACAAAUCUAGGCAAUGGCAUCUUGAUUUUCCGAGAUAUUUGCUUUAUACUGUGACUGCAUAUUUCUUCAGCUUUAUUCCAAUUGCUAUGUUUGGUU